Messenger RNA from Monopterus albus (swamp eel), 2538 nucleotides. It is a transcript of the gene strip1, whose product is annotated as striatin interacting protein 1. Lineage: Eukaryota; Metazoa; Chordata; Actinopteri; Synbranchiformes; Synbranchidae. The coding region runs from base 55 to 2502 and encodes 815 amino acids. Gene Ontology annotation, biological process: cytoskeleton organization. The record is from RefSeq and is a predicted model, not a curated record. Gene Ontology annotation, cellular component: cytosol. The transcript has 20 exons.
GAAUUCUCGCAGACCAGUUCUCGCGGGAGGACACUGCGCCCAAAAAAAAAAAUUAUGGAUGGCGGUGUAAACGGUAGUGGGCUACCGGUAAACAAUAAACAGAGAGCUAUGUUACCUAACAAGAGUAGGGGUGAUUUUACUCGCAAUUCAAGAAAAGAUUCUGAGGGGUUGUCUGAGUCUCCAGACCUUGAGUUUGAAUAUGCUGAUACAGACAAGUGGGCUGCAGAACUGUCAGAGUUGUACAGUUACACGGAAGGACCUGAGUUUGCUCUUAACAGGAAGUGUUUUGAAGAGGAAUUCAGAACACAUGUGUCUGAAAAGAAGUGGACAGAGCUUGAUGGAGCUGAGCACAGAGCUCACGCCAUGCGCCUGUUGGACGGUCUGGAGGUGACUGCGCGGGAGAAGAGGCUGAAGGUCGCUAGAGCCAUUCUUUACAUGGCUCAGGGAACCUUUGCGGAGUGCGACUCUGAAGCUGAGGUGCAGCACUGGAUGAGAUACAACAUCUUCCUGCUGUUAGAUGUGGGGACCUUCUCUGCUCUGGUGGACCUGCUCAACAUGGAGAUUGAUAACACCGCUGCCUGUAGUAGUGCUGUGAGAAAACCAGCCAUUUCUCUCGCAGAUAGCACAGACCUCAGAGUGCUGCUUAACAUAAUGUACCUGAUGGUGGAAACAAUCCAGCAGGAUGACCCAGCUGACAGGCCUGAAUGGAAAAUCAUAAGGGAAACCUUCAGAACAGAGCUGGGAUCUCCUCUGUUCAACAACGAACCAGUUUCUGUCAUGCUUUUUGGAAUGGUUACCAAGUUCUGCAGUGGUCAUGCCCCCCACUUCCCAAUGAAGAAGGUGUUAUUACUGUUGUGGAAGAGCAUACUGUUCACACUAGGAGGGUUUGAGCAGCUGCAAACCAUAAAGGUUCAUAAGCGUGAGGAAUUGGGCCUCCCCCCUCUACCGGAGGACAGCAUACGAGUCAUUCGCAGUAUGAGGGCUGCUUCUCCACCCGCAUCUGCUUCUGAUCUCAUAGAGCAGCAACAAAAACGGGCACGGCGUGAGCACAAGGCACUUAUCAAACAGGACAACCUCGACCAAUUCAAUGAAAAGGACCCGUACAAAGCCGAUGACUCUCGUGAGGAUGAGGAUGACAAUGAUGACAGUGAUAACUCUAUUGAGCCAGAGACUUUCCCUCUAGAAAGGGAUGAGGUGAUGCCUCCCCCUAUUCCUCACCCUCCAUCAGAGAGGGUGUCCUUCCCCAAAGGGCUUCCAUGGGCUCCUAAAGUCAGGGAAAAGGACAUUGAAAAUUUCCUGGAAUCAAGUAGAAGUAAAUUCAUUGGUUACACGCUUGGGAGUGACACAGACACGGUUGUUGGCUUGCCCAGGCCAAUUCAUGAGAGCAUCAAGACAUUAAAGCAGCACAAGUACAUCUCCAUAGCUGAGAUGCAGAUUGCAAAGGAGGAGGAUUUUCAGAAAACCCCUCUCUCUGGUGGCGAAGAGGAGGUGGAGAUGUGCGCCACUGAGCUGCUCUAUCAGGGAAUUCUGCCCAGUUUGCCUCAGUACAUGAUUGCACUGCUGAAGAUCCUGCUUGCAGCGGCUCCAACCUCCAAAGCCAAAACAGACUCCAUCAACAUUCUGGCAGACGUGCUGCCGGAGGAGAUGCCGACCACAGUGUUGCAAAGCAUGAAACUCGGAGUAGAUGUCAACCGACACAAAGAGAUCAUCGUCAAGGCCAUCUCAGCCAUCCUGCUGCUGCUGCUGAAGCAUUUCAAACUCAACCACAUCUAUCAGUUUGAGUACAUGGCUCAACACCUGGUGUUUGCCAACUGCAUCCCCCUCAUUCUGAAGUUCUUCAACCAGAACAUCAUGUCUUACAUCACAGCUAAGAAUAGCAUUUCAGUACUUGACUUUCCGUACUGUGUGGUACAUGAGCUCCCGGAGCUAACUGCAGAGAGUUUGGAAGCAGGAGACAACAAUCAGUUUUGCUGGAGGAAUCUGUUUUCCUGUAUCAACCUGUUGAGGAUCCUCAACAAACUGACCAAGUGGAAGCACUCUAGAACAAUGAUGUUGGUGGUGUUUAAGUCAGCUCCCAUCCUGAAGAGAGCGCUGAAGGUCAAGCAGGCCAUGAUGCAGCUCUACGUCCUCAAGCUGCUUAAAGUGCAGACCAAAUACCUGGGACGUCAGUGGAGGAAGAGCAACAUGAAGACCAUGUCUGCCAUCUACCAGAAGGUCCGACAUCGCCUCAAUGACGACUGGGCCUAUGGAAACGAUCUGGAUGCUCGUCCCUGGGACUUCCAGGCGGAGGAGUGCGCUCUGCGGGCCAACAUCGAACGCUUCAACAGUCGCCGCUACGACAAGAGUCACAGCAACCCGGACUUCCUGCCUGUGGACAACUGUCUACAGAGUGUUCUGGGACAGCGGGUGGACCUGCCUGAGGACUUCCAGAUGAACUAUGACCUUUGGCUCGAACGGGAGGUCUUCUCCAAACCCAUUUCCUGGGAAGAAUUGCUACAGUGAGAAUUAACAACUGUCAAUAUCCGGAAAAUGACAAAA